Messenger RNA from Diutina rugosa, 1098 nucleotides. RefSeq lists its product as uncharacterized. Gene Ontology annotation, molecular function: pyrimidine nucleotide-sugar transmembrane transporter activity. The record is from RefSeq and is a predicted model, not a curated record. NCBI's taxonomy places the organism in Eukaryota, Fungi, Ascomycota, Pichiomycetes, Serinales, Debaryomycetaceae. Gene Ontology annotation, biological process: pyrimidine nucleotide-sugar transmembrane transport. The transcript has a single exon. Gene Ontology annotation, cellular component: Golgi membrane; intracellular membrane-bounded organelle. The coding region runs from base 1 to 1098 and encodes 365 amino acids.
AUGGCAGCUAACUACAUCUGGUUCAUUGUCGCGGGGACCCUCGUGUGUGGUGCCGCCAACUCGCUCUUUACCAAGUACCAGGACAACCAAUGUGUCCGCGACUGUGACACCGACCACCCCAAAUUGUUCGAGCAGCCGGCGAUCCAGACGCUCCAGAUGUUCGUCGGCGAGUUGCUGGUGAUUGUGGUGUACUGGCUUGUCUAUACUCGCAACGGUAACACCGAUCCUCAUACAAAACUCACGGUGUUUGACAACACCCGGCUAUCGAUCCCCGCCAUUUGCGACUUGUGUGCCACCACUUUGCUUAACGUGGGCCUUGUCUUCACUCCCGUGAGUAUCUACCAGAUGACGCGUGGUGCCCUCGUUUUAUUCGUGGCGCUCUUAUCGGUAUUGUUCCUUAAACGGCGCGUUACUAAGCUUGAGUGGAUCUCGUUGCUGUUGGUGACGAUGGGGAUUGCCCUUGUCGGGUUUGCUGGGUCUAGUAACGGUAAGGGCCAAGGUUUUAGUGGAGGGGUAGUGUUUGGCAUUGGUCUCGUGGUGUUGGCGACCCUCGUCCAAUCUUUCCAGUUCGUGGUUGAAGAACAAAUCCUCAGCGACCACCCCGUGGUCCCGCUUCAAUUAGUCUACUGCGAAGGCUUUUACGGCCUGGUGAUCAUCAUUGCCCUCAUGGCGAUCCUCCACGUGAUCAUGGCGAUGGUGUUGCCUCCCAGCCAAUUCCUUGACUCUCCGUUUAACAUCGGUGAGCUGGUGCUGGAGUUAGUCGGCAAUCGCAACGUCCUCUUGCUGCUGGUGCUUAUUAUGAUCUCGAUUGCCGCGUUUAACUACUGUGGCAUCACUCUCACCCACAAGAUCAGUGCCACCACCCGCCUGACGGUGGACACUUGUCGUACGCUUUUGGUGUGGUUCUGUGCCCUCGCUGUAGGCUGGGAACAAUUCAAAUGGCUUCAAGCGGUGGGGUUCGUCGUGCUUGUCUUCGGCACCUUAUGCUACAAUAAGGUGUUGCAGCCCGAACAAUGGAACUGGGUGCCGCUGUCGCUUAAGGAGCCGGUGCUGUUGGACCCUACUAAUGAGUACUUGGAGGAACGAGAGGUUUUGUAG